Molecule: messenger RNA, 2267 nt
Organism: Cuscuta campestris
Lineage: Eukaryota; Viridiplantae; Streptophyta; Magnoliopsida; Solanales; Convolvulaceae
Source: the annotation of a GenBank genome assembly
CGCUUCUUUCUGCCCACUCUACUUCCUCCCCUCGUACCCACCACUGAUUCUGUUCUGUUUCCAGUCUCCACUCCAAUGGCGUCCUUUGCUUAACCCUCUCUGGGAUUUACUUCAAAUGGAUCUGCUGAAUCAGAAUGGCGAUGUUAUGGGCGUGCCCGCUUCUGAGACCAAAGGAGCAGAACAUCGCGAAGACGGGUUCGAUUCGGGUCCGGGAAUUAGAACCCCCGGCGACCCGAACUCAGAUGAGGAGAGGAAGAAGACGGGGAUUUCUAGGGCGGAGAUCGACACUUCAUCUCCGUUCGGGUCCGUUAGAGAGGCUGCCACUCGGUUCGGCGGCAUCGGUUUCUGGAGGCCCGCCGCCGCCCACCACGGCAGUGACUCCCAGGUCACGAAUGACAUGGCGAAAAUGGAGAUGGAAGCUGCCGAGUUAGAGAGAGAUUUUGUUGCUAAGGAAAGGGAGACCCAUGCCAUCUUAGAAGAACUAGAAAGCACCAUGACCACCAAAGAGCAGCUAAAAGCGAAGCUGCAGCACGAGGAAGAUGAAGAUCGCACUGUAGUACGUGAGGCUGGGAAAAAGUCAAAUGGCUUGACAAUGUGCCCGUCAUCAGCUCCCGGGCUCAUCUUAAUGGAGUUGAAGCAAGCCAAACUAAACCUAGGCAGGACAACACAUGACCUUGUGGACAUUCGAGCCGCGGUUGAAUCCUACAAGGAGAGAAUAGAAAAGGAGAGGAUCUUGGUUGAGAAAACCAAGAAAAGGGUAGUUUCAAAUUCCAUGAAAGCCUCCGCUCUGGAGCAAGAGUUGAAUCGAUAUGGCAAGGAGAAUGAUGCCUUCAAAGUCACAUGGUGGGAUCUCCAGAAGCUGAGUUCUGAGACUGAACAGCUUAAAAAGGCGCGAGAUGCUGCAAAAUCGGAGGCUCUAAGGGCUGUGUGUGGGAUUGAACAGAUAAAGGCCAAGAUCAAGACUGUGGAAAGCAGAUUGGUUGCUGCUAGAAAGAUCAAAGAAGCUGCUAGAGCCACUGAGGCAGCUGCUCUCGCCGAUAUCAAUGCCCUAAACAAAAGUGAGAGGAACCCAGAAGAAGGGAUAGUAACCCUUACCUUGGAGGAAUACUCUGUGUUGGCAUCAAGAGCGCGAGAAGCAGAGGAAACAUGUAAGAGGAGAGUUGUUGGGGCAGAACUUUUAGUUGACGAGGCCACCAAUGUGUUGAAAACAGAAAUUUUAAAUAAGGUUGAGAAAGCCACAAAUGAAAUGAAAUUGCGAAAGGAAGCCCUAGAAAAGGCACUCAGCAGACUCGAAUCUGCCAACCGUGAUAAGCUGGAAAUGGAGGAAGCUAUGCGUAGAUGGAGAUCUGGUCACGGUCAAAGAAAAUCCUCUGUGCAAAACUCAACAAAGUUCAAGAACUCCACUCUUGUCAAUGAAGACGACUCACCUUUUAAGGCUUUCAAGUCAACCUUAUCAAUUGGGCAAAUCUUGAGCCGAAAACUGCUUUCCAAUGAAGACUAUGAGAAUCAAAUGUGCACGGCGAAGAAGAGCAAUGGGAAGCAGAGAGCAUCACUUUCCCAUCUGCUCUGCAAGUCGAGCAGUGUGUUCAGUUUGGGAGAGGAGAAAGAGAAUGCUCGUAAACUCGGUACACCAAGGAGAAAGAAGAAGAAGAAGUUCGGCCUCUUUAGAAUCUCACUUGUGAGGAAACAAGGCAAGAAUGUGACUUCUAACUAAGCUCAAUGCUUCUUACUUUCAUGUGUAGUGCUCGGGAGGCAUUUGUGGCGGUUUCUCUUCUCUUAAAGAUUUUCCUUGCAUUGCGCUUGCUGCAAUAGCACUUCGAAAUGCAAAUUAUCCGAUUUCACCAUCGGAUUUCAUCCCUACUAGUGUCAUUUUUUUUCAAACUUUAGUUUGAGAGACAUGACAUAGAGGAACAUAACCAGCGCUCUCUAAAACCAUGUGGUAUAAAUUAUGAUGGAUUUGGUCCGGAAUGAUUGGCAUCCACCUUCGGAUUGCUUUAGAGCAACUUUGAUGUAUGAAAAGGAUUAUCAGGCUUUUUGGAGAACUGAUUAGUAGCAGGUGGGACCUUCAAUCGCUGCUUGAGAACUCGUCUCUUCCUCUGGAUUUGGACAAUUUGAGGCCAUCUCACGAAUCUGGUCAGGUCCUUCUUCGGCAGCAGUGCCCUAUCGAUGUUGUGAGUAUCAAAUUCAAACUUGUUUAUGUUUUCACCAAACAAGACUUUAGUAUCAUAUAAUGAUUGAAUUGUUUAAGCGGUGGGGUUGGGUGUGGG